CGCCGGGAAGCGCUCUGCCGACAUGUCGACUUUCUACCUGAGCCUCGCGGCGGCGACCCUGUGCCUCUCCUGCGCGGCGGCCCCGCGCGGUCCCGGGCCCGACGAAGCGGUGUGGAGGGAGCCCGGAGAAGCCGUGACCGUCCGGUGCCGAUCUUCCCAUCCGAAGCCCGAGUACCUGAGUCUGAUGACGGGUCGCGGCGCCGGCGGCCGCGGCGACGUAAGGGUCCUGUUCAAAGACGACCAGCCGGGCGGCGGCACCGUCGCCCCCGAAUACCGAGGCAGACUUCGGUGCAGCGAAACGUUUCCGGACGUGGACGUCGUCAUCGACCCUGUGACUCCCGCCGACGCGGGGCGGUACGAGUGUGUGUAUUUGAAAUACGAUCGCCAACGGCGACCCGUGGAGUUGCCGGGCACGGGGUCGGUGUUCCUGGUCGUGCCGCAGCCGUCGUCGCCGGGCGAGAGGUGUCGAGACGAGCGAUGGGAUGACACCCCCCCUACGACACUGGCGACCUGCGCCUUUGUUGUCCUGGUCGUCGUCGUCAUCGCGUGGUGCUUCGCGUGGACGCUCCUGAAGGCGUGCAGGAUGUCGAAGGAAGCGCUGCGGCGGUGGCGGCAGCGGCAGGAGAGGAAGAAGCUGCAGCGGUUCCCCCUCGACGACGUGUACGAGGACAUGAACGCGACGGUGGCGCGCUAGAGACAUCGGCCGACCGGGGCAGAGAGAGAGAGAGAGAGAGAGAGAGCGAGAGAGAGAGCGAGAGAGAAA
Messenger RNA from Pungitius pungitius (ninespine stickleback), 763 nucleotides. RefSeq lists its product as uncharacterized. Gene Ontology annotation, biological process: adaptive immune response. The record is from RefSeq and is a predicted model, not a curated record. Gene Ontology annotation, molecular function: signaling receptor activity. NCBI's taxonomy places the organism in Eukaryota, Metazoa, Chordata, Actinopteri, Perciformes, Gasterosteidae. Bases 23 to 694 code for a protein of 223 amino acids. Gene Ontology annotation, cellular component: membrane. The transcript has 4 exons.